Chanos chanos (milkfish) is the source of this 2076-nucleotide messenger RNA. It is a transcript of the gene foxj3, whose product is annotated as forkhead box J3. Gene Ontology annotation, biological process: regulation of transcription by RNA polymerase II. Lineage: Eukaryota; Metazoa; Chordata; Actinopteri; Gonorynchiformes; Chanidae. Bases 5 to 1879 code for a protein of 624 amino acids. Gene Ontology annotation, cellular component: nucleus. The record is from RefSeq and is a predicted model, not a curated record. Gene Ontology annotation, molecular function: DNA-binding transcription factor activity, RNA polymerase II-specific; RNA polymerase II cis-regulatory region sequence-specific DNA binding. The transcript has 11 exons.
CGCCAUGACGUCGGAGCUGGAGAGCAGUUUGACCUCCAUGGACUGGCUGCCGCAGCUGACCAUGCGGGCGGCCAUCCAGAAGGCAGAUGCCCAAAAUGCCCAUGGGCCAGGCAUGGCCAAAAAGAGUGCCCUGUUAGACCCCAACACCACACUGGACCAGGAGGAGGUGCAACAGCACAAGGAUGGCAAGCCCCCGUACAGCUAUGCCAGCCUCAUCACAUUUGCCAUCAACAGCUCGCCAAAGAAGAAAAUGACAUUGAGCGAGAUCUAUCAGUGGAUCUGUGACAAUUUUCCCUACUACAGGGAAGCAGGCAGCGGUUGGAAGAACUCGAUAAGGCACAAUCUGUCACUGAACAAGUGUUUUCUCAAAGUGCCUCGUUCCAAAGACGACCCAGGAAAGGGUUCAUAUUGGGCAAUCGACACAAAUCCAAAGGAGGACGCGUUGCCCACGCGGCCCAAGAAAAGGCCACGGUCCGGAGAGCGGGCUUCUACACCUUACAGCCUGGAGUCAGAAUCCUUGGGAAUGGACUGUAUAAUCUCUGGAAGUGCCUCACCAACGCUGGCAAUCAACACUGUGACUAAUAAGGUGGCAUUGUACAACCCCGACCAGGAUGGGAGCGACAGUCCGAGAAGCAGCCUUAACAACAGCUUGUCCGACCAGAGCCUGGCCUCGGUUAACCUGAACAGUGUCGGCAGCGUGCACAGCUACACACCGGUGACGAGCCAUCCAGAGCCGGUCUCCCAGUCCAUGAGCCUGCAGCAGCCCCCUCAGCCCCAGUACAGCAUACCUGAGCGCGACAAACAGCUCCUCUUCUCUGACUUUGAAGAUCUCAGUGCCUCCUUCCGCAGCCUUUACAAGUCUGUUUUUGAGCAGUCCUACAACCAACAGGGUCUGAUGGGUAUACCCUCAGAGUCCUCUCAGCAGACCCAUACCUCCUGCUCUUACCAACACUCCCCCAGCAGCACCAUCAGCAGCCACCCUCACAACAACCAGAACAGCAUCACCAACUCCCACUCCAACAACAUCCCCAACAGUGGCAGUCAAGUGCCGCUGUCCCACCCACCCCAUUCUACCCACAACUCCCCUCACGGACAGCAUCUCUCCCAGCAUGGCCCUCACUCUCAGCACCCCCACAGCCAGCAUAGCCAGCAUCCACACACAGCACACAGCCAACACCCGCAGCACACUCAACACAGCCAGCAUGGGCAGCACCCCUCCCAACACCAGGCCCAUUCCCAACACCCCCAACACUCAGCCCAGCACGGGCAACAUGCACAGCACCCUUCCCAACACUCACAGCAGCAGCAGCAGCAUCAGAACCUCCCUCACCAGCCCCAUCCUGCCCAGCAACAGAUGUCCUGCAACACCGGUCUUCCUAGUGACUGGUACCCCAACCUGGAUGCACUGAAAGAGAGCUGUCGCAUAGCCAGCAGUUACAACUGGGCAGAUGUGGACCUCUCACCUUUCCAAGGCCUGAAAGAGAGCAUGAGGCAGGCAGAGCUCAAUAACUGGUCUCUGGAGCCUACCCAGAUUGCAGACCUCUGCUCUUCCAUAAACCAGUUCUUUGCCCGCACUGGGGUCAUACAGCCACAGGGGGCAUUGCAGCCUCCUGUAUGUCACAGCUCCAUGCACCCAAACAAGACUAGUCAGCACAUCAAUACAGGAAAUAUGUACAUGGACACAAGACAGAGCAUGUCCUCCAUGAUGGGUCCUGCAACCUACCCCCACAUGCCACCCAUGAGCAGUGCCGGGCCCACUAUUCCAGGACAUCAUGCACAGAUGAACCAGCAGCACAUGAUUCCCCCUGGAAACUUCCAGAUGCGGCGCAUGCCUGCUGAUGACAUCCAGGAUGACUUUGACUGGGACUCCAUUGUUUAGCUCCGUCCAAGAAUCACAUAGUGUGGUGCAGGCUAAUGAGAGAAAGCGUGAAGGAAGUACGUGUGAGUGUGUAUGCGUGUGUAAGAGAGAGAGGGCUAGACCCAGGAUGUCUGCACACACGAAGUGGGAGGCCAUUUUGGGAUCGACACUUACGAGGUGCGAGUGUCGUUCUUUUUGAUCCGAGAGAGACUCCUGUG